CUAAGAAAGAAACAACAUUUCUGUAUCUUCCUUUCUUAUUUCUUCUUUAUUCAUACAUACCCUUUCCAAGAAUUCAUAAAUUUUGAAAGGUUGGGUUGUGAUCUUCCUUCUCAUUCUUUCCUUUCUUUGUUCUUGAUAUAUUAAUUAUCAGGUUGAAUUCUCAAAUAAUAGGAUUUGCAUGAGCCUCUUACUUUAAGAAAGUGCUGCAAGUGAGUCAUGUUAGUUGCUUUCAAUUGUUGCUUUUGCAUAAAGAGGCCUAAACAAAUACCAGGAUACGAGGAACCCACUGUUCUUGCUGCUGAAACACCCUUUACUGUUAGUGAAAUUGAGGCCUUAUAUGAGCUUUAUAAGAAAGUAAGCAAUUCAAUAUUCAAAGAUGGGCUUAUUCACAAGGAAGAAUUUCAGCUGGCACUUUUCAGGAACAGAAAUAGAAGGAAUCUUUUUGCGGAUAGGAUCUUUGAUUUAUUUGAUAUCAAGCACAAUGGAGUAAUUGAAUUUGGAGAAUUCAUUCGAUCAUUGGGCGUCUUUCAUCCCAAUGCACCUGUAGAAGACAAGAUUGACUUUGCUUUCCGACUAUAUGAUCUCAGGCAAACUGGUUAUAUCGAACGAGAAGAGUUGAAGGAGAUGGUGUUGGCUCUUCUGCAUGAGUCAGAUCUCUUACUGUCGGAUGAUGUUGUUGAAACAAUCAUAGAUAAGACUUGGAAUGAUGCAGAUAUAAAAGGCGAUGGGAAAAUUGAUCGAGAAGAAUGGAAGGAAUUUGUGUCAAAGAAUCCAUCUCUCUUGAGGAACAUGACACUUCCUUAUUUAAAGGAUAUAACAAUGGCAUUUCCUAGUUUUGUGCUAAGAUCGGAAGUCGAAGAUUCUGAAAUCUAGGCUUAAAUAUACAUACAUCCAAAAGAUAGUCAAUGAUGUGUUAUCUCAUGAUCAUACACUUCUGGAUGAGUUUUCUUUCAAGAGAAGUUGGAAUCAGCAUGACAUUCGCACCAGAAGUACAACUGCAAAGGCUUGAAAGACAUAAGAGUUUAGACCCACUAAAAUGCAGCUAAGGUAUCCCGUCUACAAGAUUUAUCUUGACAUACUAGUUACCUGUAUAUACCUUCUGCAUGCAUACAUUGCAUAAGAACAGCUGAAAUUUUGUGGUAAGAUACUCUUAAGAUGUAUAUUUUUGGAUUGCACUUUGAAGCCACUAGACCAUUCUUCUUCAA
Messenger RNA from Ricinus communis (castor bean), 1205 nucleotides. Its product is annotated as calcineurin B-like protein 7. Gene Ontology annotation, molecular function: kinase binding; calcium ion binding. The record is from RefSeq and is a predicted model, not a curated record. Bases 217 to 873 code for a protein of 218 amino acids. The transcript has 9 exons. Gene Ontology annotation, biological process: calcium-mediated signaling. NCBI's taxonomy places the organism in Eukaryota, Viridiplantae, Streptophyta, Magnoliopsida, Malpighiales, Euphorbiaceae.